This is a messenger RNA of Trichoderma aggressivum f. europaeum, 1344 nucleotides long. RefSeq lists its product as uncharacterized. The record is from RefSeq and is a predicted model, not a curated record. Gene Ontology annotation, molecular function: N-acetyltransferase activity. The coding region runs from base 1 to 1344 and encodes 447 amino acids. The transcript has 3 exons. Lineage: Eukaryota; Fungi; Ascomycota; Sordariomycetes; Hypocreales; Hypocreaceae.
AUGUCUGGUAUUCAGCAACUAAAGAAGUUACGGCCACUAGGCAAACUCGAGCAAGUAUCUGCAUCUUGCCACCACCUAGGAUUCUUCAACAAUGUCGGUCUCUCGGCCCACUACCAAGUCCCGAGGUCCUUUUCUCUGGCUGCAUCCGACUUACGUGGACUUGUCUACGCUGCGGCUGGAGAUGUGAUUAGCAAGCAUCCUGUAUUAUUCGCCAUACCUGUCGACGAAGACAGCCCCAAUGCCUAUUUUGCCUCUCUUCCCUCAAUUGAUCUCAAUAAGAGUAUCGAAUUCCUCACACGUUCCCAGCCUUUGGAUACCCUCAUCGAAGGACAAGACGAAGAACUUGAUGCCAUCCUCGAAUACCAGCACAAUACUAACUUUAAAGAAAAUUAUGGAAUAGCGCCAUUCUGGCGUUUAAUUAUCCUCCAAGACGCUGGAGGAGAUAUGAAUUUUACGGCAUCAUUCAUCUACCACCACGCCAUUGGCGAUGGCAUCUCUGGCCUGGUGUUCCACAAUACAUUCCUCGAUGCAUUAGAGAUAUUUUCGUCUCAUCUUUCAUCUGGUCUCCAGAGUAAGGAGAUAAUUACACCAGCGGAAGAUGUUCAAAUUCUACCAGCUCUCGGCGAACUACACCCUCUGCCGAUUGACCCAAACCCCUCAUCCCAUUCUGCGACAAAUCUGAACGAGUGGACUGGCAACCCCAUCCGCUGCCCUUCAUCUGCUGUAUCAUCUACCAUUGCCACGGCCCUAUUUCGUAUACUUCCGCCUGACGUUGAAAGUCUUACGUGUAUCAUUCCCGUCAACUUACGGCCCUGGCUCCAACUAUCUGGUGAGAGCACUAAAGCUGCUAUGGGCAGUUACAUUGAUGCCACCAGAGUACAAUUCACACGGCCUGGCAAACACUCUGGGGAUUAUGGCUUGGGAAACGAUAUAUGGUCUGGUGCUCGGCAAGCAUCAAAAAGAAUUAGACUUUACCUCGACAACGUCUCGCCUUCUGGAGAGCCUUAUACGGCUGUUUCAGUAUUGGAGACUGUUCCAGAUAUAUCGGCCAUCUUCACCUCGAUUGUUGGAAAAUCUCGCGACGCAGCGUUUGAAGUAACAAACGUUGGGCUUUUCUCUUCCACGGCUACGUCUGAGAGGAAGGCCGAUCCUUGUUGGCAAGUGGGAAAAGUUCUGCUCAGUCGAAGUUCUUUAGUGUCAGGUGCUGCAAUCACUAUUAAUAUCGCUACUGGAGGAGAUGGAUCAAUGACAGUGGGGUUUAGCUGGCAAGAAGGCGUUGUUGAGGAUGGUCUUGUAGGAAAAGUCAUCCAAGAGGUCAAGGAAUUUUUUGAAGACAAUUGUUAA